AGAGACUAGAGAGACUGAGAGAGCAUGGGGAUGGUGGUGCUGCUAUUCCUGGUUUCUCUGCUUCUUCUUCUCUUGUUUGCAUUCAUCAAAUUUGUCACAGCUGAUGGGGAUUUCACUUUGAUGUCCAAACGUCAUGUUAAUCGUGAAGAAAUCGAAGACAAAGUUGUUUGGAUAACUGGUGCUAGCCGUGGAAUUGGGGAAGUUCUUGCUAAGCAACUUGCGAAUCUGGGAGCCAAGCUCAUUAUUUCCGCUCGUAAUGAAGCCGAAUUGGAGCGAGUCAAGAAACAACUUACUGGUAAACAUGCACCUGAUGGUGUGAAAGUUUUGCCAUUGGAUUUGGCUUCUGGUGAAGACUGUCUCAAGGAUGCUGUGGAGGAAGCAGAGUCAUUCUUUCCGAAUGCUGGUGUCGAUUACAUGAUCCACAAUGCUGCUUUUGAGCGUCCUAAAACUACAGCCUUGGAUGUUACUGAGGAGAGUCUGAAGGUAACUUUCAAUGUCAAUGUUCUUGGGACAAUAUCGCUUACCCGACUACUUGCACCUUAUAUGCUGAGGCGAGGGAAAGGCCGUUUUGUUGUGAUGAGCAGUGCUGCAGGGAAAACACCUGCACCAGGUCAGGCCGUAUACUCUGCCUCUAAACAUGCCUUAAAUGGGUACUUUCACACCUUGCGUUCUGAGCUCUAUCAGAAAGGAAUUGGGGUGACCAUUGUCUGUCCUGGUCCUAUACAAACAUCAAAUGGUACAGGAGCAGCAAGCUCAGAAAAUAAAGCUUCUUCUGAGAAGCGUGUUUCAUCAGAAAGGUGUGCAGAGUUGACAAUAAUUGCUGCCACCCAUGGUCUAAAGGAAGUUUGGAUAUCAUACCAGCCUGUACUGGCUGUAAUGUACUUGGUGCAGUACAUGCCAACCAUUGGUUAUUGGCUUAUGGACAAGAUUGGUGGAAAUCGAGUUGAGGCUGCUGCAAGGAAGGGAAACACUUACUCAUUAAGCUUACUAUUCGGGAGAAAGAAGGCAUCAUGAAUUAGUAAAAUGCAGCUCCAUCGGAUAGUAAGAUCAGUGGUUGGGUGCCACCUAUUCUUAGAUACUAAACAACCAAGGUUCCACAAAUAACCCUGGGUGUAAUAUUGACUCGAAUAUAAAAUAUAAAUGUAGUUUGAUGUUGUAGUAUGGCAUUCAUUAGUGUAUGCUUUUCAAUUUGGUGUUUCUGUUAGAUGUGAUGAGUGAAAUUAUCUUAUGAGAAAGUGAACAGUUCAGGUUGCACUCUUCUGGUCACUAAACUUAGCACCAAAAACUUUUGGCC
Molecule: messenger RNA, 1294 nt
Organism: Fragaria vesca subsp. vesca
Lineage: Eukaryota; Viridiplantae; Streptophyta; Magnoliopsida; Rosales; Rosaceae
Product: dehydrogenase/reductase SDR family member 7-like
Exons: 12
Coding region: 25-1014 (329 amino acids)
Cellular component (GO): membrane
Molecular function (GO): oxidoreductase activity
Source: RefSeq, a predicted model, not a curated record